Messenger RNA from Helobdella robusta, 1887 nucleotides. RefSeq lists its product as hypothetical. The coding region runs from base 1 to 1887 and encodes 628 amino acids. The record is from RefSeq and is a predicted model, not a curated record. The transcript is spliced from 3 exons. Lineage: Eukaryota; Metazoa; Annelida; Clitellata; Rhynchobdellida; Glossiphoniidae.
AUGGAUAGACGUUUAUCUAGAGAGAGUUUUUUAGUUUCAAACAACAACUACAACAACAACAACGAUAUUAACAACGACGAUGACAACACAGUCGACACAAAAACAUUCGCUCCAAAUAUCCGAUUCCCAAUCUCGUAUCGUAUACAUCACGGCUCUGUUCACCAACCCGUACCUCAGUAUGAAGUUACGGAAAUUAAAAAACUUCUUAACACGGGUGACUAUUACGAGAGGGAUGAUUUGAUUUCAACAGAGAAAUAUAUAAAUCCUAAAAUAUAUCCUAUCGAGUCUAAGGAGUUUUCAGCGGCUAUAAAGAUGAAAAGUAAGAGAUUCAAUAAUAAUCUGGAUGGAAAUGACUUGAUUACAUUUCACAGGAAUCGUCUCAUUGAUGCUAAGAGUGAAGAUAAUUUCGACAAAACACAAACCAGUAGACAAAAAAUUUUGCAAAACAAUUGCGAUGACGAGAGGAUAUCAGUUCCAGAUUACAAAAAUUUGGUUGGAUAUAUAUGCCACACGCCUACUGGACAACCACCUCCACUAAAUCUUCCAACUGGUGAACCUGAAAAGUCAAAGCAAAAAAUCAUCUACAGCGAUCUAACUGCAUCUAACUCUUCUAGUAAUUCAACAAAAAUGAUAGUUAUGCUAACUGACGACGAAGAUGAUGGUGAAAAUGAUGAAGAUGAUGAUGGAGAUGAUGAAGAUGAUGAUGAAAAUGACGACCUAUACAAGAUUUCUUUCAAUGUUAAACAUUUCCUCAGAAAACACAACAAUUCACCAGUCGGUACUUAUGACGAAGAGAUAUUAUCAAUCCAGAAUCACAUCGGAACAGAGAAAUAUGUAUGUCAGACGCCGAAAAAACAACCAACCUCGCCUAAUCACUCCACAACUAGUUCAUCAAAGCCGGAAAUAAUUCACAAAACUCUAUCCCAGUUGUUAAAUGAUUCGGACAAGGAAAUUAACGAUAAUAUAGAUAGAGGUACUAAUGGUGGGGCUAGUCUCAGAAAAAUAAAUGCCCCUUGCCAUGAGGGUAGCACUCCGGCAAGACCAAGACCCCCACAUCACAACGACAAUGUUGAGAAAUUUUACAACAAAAGUGCUAGCAACAAUCCAGUUCAGCCUACUUUCUCACGUUCUCUAGUUGCCAUUCCUUCUCUUCUUACAAAUCUUCAGACAAACGCUACAGAAAUAAGCGCAACUAUUUUCCAACAUGCUGAUGUACUAAAACAUCAAAAAGUAAGAAACCCUGAAAUUCCUCCAAGGAGAAUAAAAAAACCAGGCGUAUGUUACUCUCAGCUAAAAUAUAACCCACCCAAACACCCAACAAAAUUUGGCGUGGGCUAUUUUCAACAGCAGAAUAGUCCCCCCGAACCCCGGCUAAUGUAUGAACAACAUGCCCCUUUAAGCCGUCCCUGUAGCUCGUCGCCAGAUUACGUUAAUUUAAAAGAUUUGUAUGAAUUGAAGACCUACCCAAAAGCACCACGUUUUAGAAUUUCCCCGUAUUUUUUAACUUUUUCCAAGAAUGAUUCCAAAAAUGGCGAAAAUAUAAAGCUUAACUGUAAUAACGAAAUGAUGGGUAGUCCAUUGACUUACCCAGCUGAGUCAGUGAAUGACUGUUACACUAAAAUGCCCAUGCCAAUAGAAGUUCCAAUUCUUCCAGAUCUCCAAUCAGGAAAUUUUUACUUGAAUCCUGUAAUGUCGGUAGUGAAACAGGAAAAUGUGAAAUGUAAUGAAGCGCCAAAAAAGGAAUGUAGCAAUCAGCUCAUCUCCCCGCCGUCUGUCCCGCCAAGAACUUUUUCAAAAAAUGGCGGGAAAUUUUUUGGAAAAAUUAUUUUUCAUUUCCAAACAACAACUAAAGAGCAACAACAGCAACAAGGUUAUAAACUAGGAUAA